Messenger RNA from Penicillium olsonii, 3498 nucleotides. NCBI's taxonomy places the organism in Eukaryota, Fungi, Ascomycota, Eurotiomycetes, Eurotiales, Aspergillaceae. The record is from the annotation of a GenBank genome assembly.
AUGGUUCUUGCUGCUCGAUGUGGGCAGGCCGCCGCCCUGCUGCGCCAGCGUUGCCUCGCUGAGACUCGUCCAGCAUUCGUGCGCGCAUUCUCCUCCCAGCCCGUUCGCUCGGUUUCCGCUCUGCGUCAGAAGAUCCCCACGGCUCGCUCUCAGCAGCUCCGUUCCUUCUCCAGCACCCUGAACCGUCUUGCCACUGAGAAGCCCCCCUCCGCUGAGUCUUACCUCGCCAGCGGUGCUGUCAAGCCCGGCAGCGGUCUCGUCGAUGUCAAGAAGGUCCUUGUCAUUGGCUCCGGUGGUCUGAGCAUUGGUCAGGCCGGAGAGUUUGAUUACUCUGGCUCCCAGGCUCUGAAGGCGCUCAAGGAGGCCGGUGUCCACUCCGUCUUGAUCAACCCCAACAUCGCGACUAUCCAGACCGACCACAAGCUUGCGGAUGAAGUUUACUACCUCCCCGUUACCCCCGAAUAUGUUACCCACGUCAUUGAGCGCGAGCGCCCUGAUGGUAUUCUCCUCACCUUCGGUGGUCAGACUGGUCUGAACCUGGGUGUGCAGAUGAACCGCAUGGGUAUCUUCGACCGCUACGGCGUCAAGGUCCUCGGUACAAGCAUCAAGACCCUCGAGACCAGUGAGGACCGUGACCUCUUCGCCCAGGCCUUGAACGAGAUCAACAUCCCCAUCGCUGAAUCGACCGCUGUCGAGACUGUUGAGGAUGCUCUCAAGGCCGCCGAGCAGGUCGGUUACCCCAUCAUCGUCCGCUCUGCGUACGCCCUCGGUGGUCUGGGCUCUGGCUUCGCUGCCAACCCCGAUGAGCUCCGUGAUCUGUCCUCGCGUUCUCUCUCCCUCUCCCCCCAGAUUCUCGUUGAGAAGUCCCUCAAGGGCUGGAAGGAGGUUGAGUACGAGGUCGUCCGCGAUGCUGCCAACAACUGUAUCACUGUUUGCAACAUGGAGAACUUCGACCCUCUCGGAAUUCACACCGGUGACAGUAUCGUCGUUGCCCCCAGUCAGACUCUUUCUGACGAGGAGUACCACAUGCUCCGUACUGCUGCCAUCAAGAUCGUCCGCCACCUGGGUGUCGUUGGCGAGUGCAACGUCCAGUACGCUCUGCAGCCCGAUGGACUCGACUACCGUGUCAUCGAGGUGAACGCUCGUCUGUCUCGCUCCUCUGCGCUGGCCUCCAAGGCCACUGGUUACCCUCUUGCGUACACCGCUGCCAAGAUCGGUCUGGGACACACCCUGCCCGAGCUCCCCAACGCCGUUACCAAGACUACCACUGCCAACUUCGAGCCUAGCUUGGACUACAUUGUCACUAAGAUUCCCCGCUGGGAUUUGAGCAAGUUCCAGCACGUGAACCGUGAUAUUGGCUCCGCUAUGAAGUCCGUGGGUGAGGUUAUGGCUAUUGGCCGUACCUGGGAAGAGUCUCUGCAGAAGGCUAUCCGUCAGGUUGACCCUAAGUACAUUGGUCUCCAGGGUGACCACUUCGAGGACCUCGACGAGACUCUGCGCAACCCCACCGACCGCCGCUGGUUGGCCGUUGGUCAAGCUAUGCUCCACGAGAACUACUCCGUCGAGAAGGUUCACGAGCUGACCAAGAUCGACAAGUGGUUCUUGUACAAGAUCCAAAACAUUGUUGACUGCAACAACGAGCUUAAGGAAAUUGGCAGCCUCUUCGGCCUCAAGCAGGAGAUUCUGCUAAAGGCCAAGAAGCUCGGUUUCUCCGACAAGCAGAUCUCUCUGCUUGUUGGUUCUUCCGAGGACGAUGUCCGUGCCCGCCGUAAGUCCUUCGGUAUCACCCCCUGGGUGAAGAAGAUUGAUACUUUGGCUGCCGAGUUCCCCGCCGACACCAACUACCUGUACACCACCUACAACGCUUCGUCCCACGAUGUGACCUUCGAUGACCACGGAACCAUCAUCUUGGGUAGCGGUGUGUACCGUAUUGGUAGCUCCGUCGAGUUCGAUUGGUGCGCUGUCAACGCUACCUUGUCUCUGCGCAACAUGGGCAAGAAGACCGUUAUGAUCAACUACAACCCCGAGACCUACUCCACUGACUUCGAUACCGCCGAUAAGCUGUACUUCGAGGAACUCAGCUACGAGCGUGUCAUGGAUAUCUACGAGCUUGAGGCCGCCAGCGGUGUCGUUGUCUCCGUCGGUGGUCAACUGCCCCAGAACAUCGCCCUCCGUCUCCAGGAGACCGGUGGUGCUACCAUUCUCGGUACCGACCCCCAGGAUAUCGACAAGGCCGAGGACCGUCACAAGUUCUCCCAGAUCCUCGAUAGCAUCGGCGUCGACCAGCCCGCCUGGAAGGAACUGACCUCCGUCGAUGAGGCCGAGACCUUCGCCGAGGCUGUCGGUUACCCUGUCCUGGUUCGCCCCUCCUACGUCCUGUCUGGCGCUGCCAUGAACGUCAUCUACAGUGUCGACGAGCUCAAGGAGAAGCUCCUCAACGCUGCUGCCGUUUCCCCCGACCACCCCGUUGUCAUCACCAAGUUCAUCGAGGGUGCCGAGGAGAUCGAUGUCGAUGCCGUUGCCUCCAACGGCAAGCUUCUGGUCCACGCCGUUUCCGAGCACGUCGAGCCCGCUGGUGUCCACUCCGGUGAUGCCACCCUCGUCCUCCCCCCUGCCAACAUUCCCGAGCCCAUCAUGGCCCGCGUGAAGGAGAUUGCCGAGAAGGUAGCCAAGGCCUGGAACAUCACCGGUCCCUUCAACAUGCAGAUCAUCAAGGCCGACCAGGAGGGUGCCGAGCCCGCUCUCAAGGUCAUUGAGUGCAACCUGCGUGCUUCCCGCUCUUUCCCCUUCGUCAGCAAGGUCCUGGGUACCAACUUCAUCGACGUCGCCACCAAGGCUCUCGUCGGUCGUGACGUCCCCGAGCCCGUUGACCUCAUGAAGGAGAAGCGUGACUACCUCGCCACCAAGGUUCCCCAGUUCUCCUGGACCCGUCUUGCCGGUGCCGACCCCUUCCUUGGCGUCGAGAUGUCCUCUACUGGUGAGAUUGCUUGCUUCGGUAAGGAUCUGAUCGAGGCCUACUGGGCUUCCCUCCAGUCCACCAUGAACUUCCGCAUGCCCGAGCCCGGUGAGGGUAUCCUCCUCGGCGGUGACAUCACCCAGCCUUACCUGGCCAAGAUCGUCGAGUACCUGAACCCUCUCGGCUACAAGUUCUUCGCCGUCAACCCCGAUGUCAAGGCCCACAUCGAGUCCACUGCCCAGGACUCCGUGUCCGUGCAGCUGAUCGAGUUCCCCAAGAAGGACAAGCGUGCUCUCCGUGAGGUCUUCCAGAAGUACGACAUCCGUGGCUGCUUCAACCUUGCCAAGACCCGUGGUAAGACCCAGCUCGAUGAGGACUAUGUCAUGCGUCGCAACGCUGUCGACUUCAGUGUUCCUCUCUUCAUGGAGCCCAAGACCGCCCAGCUCUUCGCUCAGUGCAUGAACGAGAAGUUGCCCCGUGGUGACGAGAUCCCCUCUGAGGUCCGCACCUGGUCCAACUUCGUCGGUGGCAAGGCUCUUUAA